AUGAUACAAAGACCAAAGCCUGGUGAAAACGAGGAUGAUAUCUUAAGAAUGCAAGAUGAAUUUCUGAGAGAGAAAAAUAAGGAUCGGAACAUGCAGCCCUCUGCACAAGUGGUAAAUUUACGCCGUACCGAACAUCUUACAACAAAAAGACCUAACAAUAACGAAUUAGGCACGCGGAAACCGUCAAAGUAUGCUCUGUCUAAGGGUCUUACGAAUAAUGCAGAAAAACGGCCUCGUACGGAAGAUAAUAAAGGUCCUGUUAUUGGUGAAAUCUUGGAAAAAAAUAGUGAAUCAACGUUGUUAGAGAUAGACGAUGAUAAGGUAUAUUUUCCUAAAGUAAUACCUAAAAUUUUAGGAAGUAUUGUUGAAAAGAAUGUCGGCAGUUUUUGUGAUUUUGACAUCAAGGUGAUGCCUUCGGAAGGUUUUCCUGCAGUGACUAAAUGUGAUCCAAAUAUAAAGCCUGGACAUAAAAGUUUACAUGCAUUACAUAUAGAAAAGUUAAAGAGUACAAAAGAAGAAAAAAUGGAUAUGGAUGAAUGUCAAUGUUCAGUUGUAAAAAGUGAUAUACCUAAACAAACAUUAAAUCUUUUCACUAAGAGUUACAUCUUGUCAUCAGAGGAUGCAGAAUCAAUACAUAAUGAGAAUAUUGAAAUUCUAGGGAAAAUGUCCGAAAAAGAAAUAUUGGAAGAAAAACAAAAGUUACUGUCCAGUUUAGACCCAAAAUUAAUUGAAUUUAUAAAGACCAAACGAAAACAAACUACCACUGACACAAACCUGCAACAUACCCCUACCAUUAAAUUAAGUAAUACACAGCAAAUUGAUAUGAGUAUACAGGAAUUGAAGAAAGAAAAUGUUAAUGCAGAUCAAAAUGUUGAGGAACAAAAACAAGUUGAUGAAAGUUUAUGGGAAAAUGAUGUUCUUUCAAAUCCUAAUAUCAACCAAUGGCUUCAUUUUGAUUCUUUUGAAAAAGAUAAGUUAGAAUGGAUGAAAGCAAUAGCAGAAAGCAAAAAAGCUAAGCCGAAUGGGUCUUAUGAAGCAAGAUUUAACUUCAAGGGUUACCUGCUGCCUUAUACAAUGGACUAUACAGAAGAAACAAAAACACUCUUUCAUCAUGGCGAAGAUCCACACAGACCAGGAUACUCUCUCACAGAACUCAUUGAGUUGUCUCGCUCAACAAUAACUCAACAACGGUAUAUGGCUUUAAAUACUAUAGCUGGUAUUCUAGAAUAUUAUAAUGCUGGUACUUACAAAGAUGUUAUAGAACUGCCUUUAAGUAAAAUCUUUUUUAUUGUUAGAAUAGCUAUGGAUGAAAAUAAAACCAUUAUCUUAGAACCUGCAUUAAAAGCUAUGAGAAAUUUAAUUUACAAUAGAGUUGAUGAGGCGUCUCUUGAUGCUUUGGUAGGUUUUGGAGAAGGCCUUUAUCAACCCUCUCUUGAAAAUGAUAAAUCUGAAAUUGAGGAACUUGAAUCGAAUGAAUCUGAGUUAAAAGAUUAUCAUUUAGCUGAAAUUGACUUGAUAACUGCUCUUCUUAGAACUGAUAUUCUACAAAGGCUUUUCUACAUAAUGGACACAAUUAAACCAAGUUUUAAUUGUGUCCAAUAUUGUUUACAAAUUUUAACAAGACUUGCUAGAGAUUCAAUAGAAAUUGCAAGUAAAAUUGUCGCAACCGAUCAUCUGAUGCUUACUAUUUUAAAUAAUUUUGUACCCACAACAAGUGUUAAUUUCAAUUUUGAUCCACAUAUUGUAUAUAAUGGUAAACCAAUAUUAGCUGCUUUAAAACUGUUUCGUAUCCUCUCUUUACAAUGUCGAGAAAUUGGAGAUUUAUUAAUAAAUAAUUAUGACAUUUUAAAACCAUUGUCAGAAUAUAUAAGUUCAGGAGUCGAUGGCACUUAUGGCAUGCAUUUGCAAAUUGAAGCAUUGUGCAUAUUAUCUAAUUUACUUCAUUAUGGACUGGGUAUUGAAAAUGCACUGUCCAUCUGUCCCAUUAUUGUGACCACUGUUUACAAGCAUGUGCAAGGGACUGAUGUAUUUUUUAAUUCAUCUGUGAUAUCUGCAACUCAUGCCGCUGUGGUUUUACAAUUUGUAAAUAAACUACUACAAUGUACUAAGCUUGAUCUUCACAAUUUUAAACAUCAAAUUUAUCCAUUAUUGAAGGAGGGAGUACAAAAAUGGUUAUCACAAGCUGCUAGUUUUGGAAGGUUCACAUGUGGUCACUUACGAGUUGUAAGCUCUGUACUGGAUUGUUGUGCUACUAUAAUAUUAAAUGAAAAUAUUACAUUGCCAUUCCUAAAUGCUUCCCUUGAGAAGCUUAUUCAUUCACAAGGAUUAAAAGAAAUUAUGAAACACCUAGUGCAAAGUUCAAAUUUAUUAUCAGGAAUUGAAAAUCAUCAUUUUCAUAUUAUUAAGAAUCUUGUAACUCUUGAGAGUCUUGUCAUUGAUUCAAGACAAAAGGAAUUACCUAUAUUAAAUGUAACAUCUCCUAUACCUUUUCUUGCAUCUGUUUCUAAAAUUUUAUCAAUAGUAAAUGAAAAAUGUAUUUCAAACAGUUUCCUUGACAAGGUUUUGAUGUAUCUAACAAUAUUGGCAAAUAAAACUCUCAGUCUGUCUGAAAAUUGGUUUACUAGAAUGGAAACAGACUUUGUAUUUAACAUUGUAAGGACUGCAAUUCAAUGUGAUGUUGGAGAAUCUAAAAAAGAUUUACUGUACAUAGUUGCUAAUAAGCUCUGUUAUAUACUUCGUGCUGAUAAAAGUUAUGAAUUAGAGUUUCUUUUCAAACACAUAAUAUUUAAUAAACAAUGGUUUACAGCAGAAAGGCUUUUUAAUCUUGUUUCUUUAUCCGAAAAGGAUGGGUUCUCAAAAGUACUGUCAAAUGUAGAGGGUAUUAAAAAUUGUUACAGUAAAGUGAUUAAUCUUAAUGACAUUAAUAUUCAACCAAAUAUUUUGUUAAAAAAAUGGAAAGAACCAAUUCUACCAAGGGAUUGGAUUUAUUUGCCUGUUUUAUCAAUUUAUAGUAAAAGUCAGGAAGUUAAUGUAACACCUAAAGUUGUUGGUGACCAUGCUGACAAAAUACUUAAGCAAAUAGCCCAAGAAAAGGAACUUAUUAUCAGCUGUAGUUUAGAAUGGAUUCUUUUUAAUGAAAUAUGUUUCUCAGAUCUCCUUGAUGAAAUUGAUGUUACUGACAGAUUUUGUAGAAUUAUGUGUGUUUUCCUUUGUGAUAACUCAUUAUUUUUGGAACCCACAAUCAAAAUUCUUUUACAGAAAUGUACAAAAGUAUUGUUUAAGAAAAACUAUAAAUUUAAUUUCGAUAAAGAGCUAACUGGAUUAAAUAACUUUCAAGAUUUUUAUAUGCAGUUGUUGGAGCAAUUUCAGGGUGUAAGUUAUGGGGACCCUUGUUUUGCUGCAUGUGUGCUCGUACCGUUGGCUCAAAAGCACAAUGUGAAGUGGCGCAAAAUAUUAUGGUCAGAAUAUGCUGGAUGUUUAAGAGCAUUAGACUGCCCAGAUAGCUAUUUGUGUUAUGAUUUACAAGAUUAUUUGUAUCCAGAAGAAACUGAAGAUUCUCUUUUGAAAUGUUACUUCCGAGCAUUGAACAGUAAUUUACUGAGACCUGGAACAAUUGUCUAUAAAAUAGCAGAACACCAUGUAAAGAAUUUAAAGCUGCGAAGUAAACAAGAUGAUCAGUAA
Parnassius apollo (apollo) is the source of this 3681-nucleotide messenger RNA. The record is from the annotation of a GenBank genome assembly. NCBI's taxonomy places the organism in Eukaryota, Metazoa, Arthropoda, Insecta, Lepidoptera, Papilionidae.